Messenger RNA from Aspergillus steynii IBT 23096, 2355 nucleotides. RefSeq names its product histone deacetylase hdaA (gene hdaA). NCBI's taxonomy places the organism in Eukaryota, Fungi, Ascomycota, Eurotiomycetes, Eurotiales, Aspergillaceae. The transcript has 15 exons. Bases 1 to 2355 code for a protein of 784 amino acids. Gene Ontology annotation, cellular component: histone deacetylase complex. Gene Ontology annotation, molecular function: histone deacetylase activity. Gene Ontology annotation, biological process: chromatin organization. The record is from RefSeq and is a predicted model, not a curated record.
AUGGCUAUCGAGGCAGACGAAGAUACCGUUAUGGGAGAAGCGGGCUCCCAUACCGCACCCCAUGUCGCCUCGCACCAGCCUGCCUCCACCUCUCAAGCUGUCUCUGGACAGCUCAAUGGGCGGUCGGACCCGUGGCUUGCACCCCCGCUCCUCGAGCAAUCCGUGAGGGUGCCAUUGCCUGUCCAAUCAACCAACCUACCACCUCCCGAGUCUACGGACCCCCAGGGAGUAUCACCGCCCAAAAGCUUGCCCAAAUCAUUGGACUCGGCUGAGAUCGAGGACCAGGACGACAGUCUUGUCGAGGAGAACUCGGACUGGUCUGACGACGAUGUAUCUGUCCGCACGGGCCUUCCCAUUGCCUCACUCGCUUCGGGGCUCUGCUACGAUGUCCAAAUGCGUUAUCACUGUGAAGUUCGACCAACGUCAGACGUGCAUCCUGAAGAUCCUAGACGGAUUUAUUACAUCUUCAAGGAGCUAUGUCGAGCAGGACUAGUGGAUGACCCGGAGUCCUCGAAGCCCCUGGUAGCGAAGCCUCUGAGUCGGAUUAAUGCCCGCAAUGCGACGGAGGAGGAGAUCUCGCUUGUCCAUACGCCAGAUCAUUUUGCUUUUGUCGAGAGCACCAAAGAUAUGUCGGAUGAUGAACUCAUCGCUCUAGAACAUACGCGAGAUUCCAUCUACUUCAACAAGUUGACGUUCGCGUCGUCGCUGCUGUCGGUUGGAGGGGCCAUUGAAACAUGUCUGGCUGUUGCUCGACGACAAGUAAAGAACGCUAUCGCCGUGAUUCGACCUCCUGGCCACCAUGCUGAGCACGACAAAACCAUGGGAUUUUGCUUGUUUAACAAUGUAUCGGUUGCGGCUCGCGUGUGUCAGAGAGAGCUGGGCGAGGAUUGCAGAAAGAUCUUGAUUCUGGAUUGGGACGUUCAUCAUGGAAAUGGCAUCCAAAAAGCCUUCUACGAUGACCCCAACGUUUUGUACAUCUCACUUCACGUGUACCAAGAUGGUAAAUUCUACCCAGGGGGCGAUGAGGGUGACUGGGAUCAUUGCGGAAACGGCGCUGGCCUUGGACGGAAUGUCAAUAUACCGUGGCCAAGCCAAGGUAUGGGUGAUGGAGAUUACAUUUACGCGUUCCAGCAAGUGGUGAUGCCGAUUGCACAGGAGUUCAACCCUGAUCUAGUAAUAAUCGCCUCUGGAUUUGACGCUGCUGUUGGAGACGAACUCGGAGGGUGCUUUGUUACACCAUCUUGCUAUGCUCACAUGACGCACAUGCUUAUGACCCUUGCAAACGGCAAGGUUUCCGUCUGCCUCGAGGGUGGAUACAACUUCCGAUCAAUUUCCAAGUCGGCGCUUGCAGUCACGAAAACCCUCAUGGGGGAUCCACCCGAUCGCCUUCAUUCGACAUCCCCUUCAGAGCUUGCAACGACUGCCGUGAGACGAGUCAUGAUGAUUCAGUCGCAAUUCUGGAAAUGCAUGUUCCCCAAGGGCGCAGAGAACCAGACGGUUUGGACCGAGAGACUUCACGACGUGAUUCGACACUAUCAGGCCAAACACCUCUACGACAACUGCAAGCUCACGUCACUCUACAUCUUCCGCAACGGAAUAUCGAAAUCGUUCGAGAACCAAGUCCUGGCCAGUCCAAACUACUACCAGCGCGUACCACUCCUAGUGAUCUUCCAUGACCCACCUGAUAUCAUGGGCCUACCUCACCCCGUUACUAAUAAACUGGAGGCCCAUAAUACCUGGCUUGCUGAUGCUGCGAAGGACUAUGUUGAAUGGGCGACCGGUAAAGGAUACGCCGUGAUCGAUGUUAACAUACCCAAACAUGUGACGACUGAACAAGCAUCUGGUAAAUAUCAGGAUGAGGAUACCAACCGGCCUAGCGCCACAGAGGAAUUGGCUGGAUAUCUGUGGGAUAACUAUAUCGAACCCAACGAGGCCACUGAAGUGAUUUUCAUGGGAGUUGGUGACGCAUUCUUUGGGGUUGCCAAUCUCCUCAUCAAUAGAGAUAACCUGUACAAACGAGUGAAUGGCGUUGUGGCCUUUGUUGCCGAAAACCCCGUCCGAGCGAUCGCCUCCGGCACCCAAACAUGGCUGUCGAGAUGGUACAAAGAUAACUCGCUCGUAUUUGUUUCACACACGCAUGGAGUCUGGAAGACGGAGCCUCGGCGUAAGCCGUCAAAACGAUACGGCCACCUUCUCGAGUCGCCCAAAGCCGGCCUCACGGAGAUGCUGCUGCAUCAUAAGGAUGAAGUGUACAAGUGGAUCGAGGAACGAGUCGAUGUUCGGGACAGCGACGAGACAGAUGAGGAGCAGCGGCCGGCGGCGCCAACAACGGGCAAUGCAGGUGCAGCGAGAUGA